Molecule: messenger RNA, 1298 nt
Organism: Vitis riparia (riverbank grape)
Lineage: Eukaryota; Viridiplantae; Streptophyta; Magnoliopsida; Vitales; Vitaceae
Product: anthranilate N-methyltransferase-like
Exons: 4
Coding region: 56-1135 (359 amino acids)
Biological process (GO): methylation
Molecular function (GO): S-adenosylmethionine-dependent methyltransferase activity; O-methyltransferase activity; protein dimerization activity
Source: RefSeq, a predicted model, not a curated record
UCACGGAGGAAUUGAGUGAGAGAAAGGGAAAGUUGUUUACCAAGCAGAGCCAAUAAUGGGGUCUUCAGCAGAAGAGAAACAGAGCAGCAGGCUAUGCCAUGAGGAUGGUGAUGUAGAGCCCUGCUCCUACGCCAUGCAAUUGGUGACCUCGUCUGUGUUGCCCAUGGUUAUGCAGACUUCCAUUGAGCUAGGCCUUUUUGAUAUCAUUGCCAAAUUGGGUCAGGCCUCUGCCUCAGAAAUAGCUUCCCGGCUGCCUAUAAAGAACCCAGAGGCACCCAUCAUGCUGGAUCGUAUGCUCUACCUUCUUACCACUCACUCUGUUCUCAGUUGCUCUGCCAUUGAUGGUGAUGGGAGGGUGUACGCACUCACACCUGUCUCCAAAUACUUUGCCAGUAAUCAAGAUGGAGUUUCCUUCGGCCCACUACUGGGUUUGAUGCAGGACAAGGUCUUCAUGGAUAGCUGGUCCCAACUGAAAAAUGCGAUUAUUGAAGGAGGAAUACCAUUUAACAGGGUCCAUGGAUCUCAUGCAUUUGAGUACCCUGGCAAGGAUCCCAGAUUCAAUCAGGUUUUCAACACAGCAAUGUUCAACCACACAACGGUAAUUGUUAAUAAGAUCCUUGAGUCCUACAAGGGUUUUGAGCACCUUACGCGGGUGGUCGAUGUUGGUGGUGGUCUGGGAACCACCCUUAGCAUAAUCACAUCCAAAUACCCCCAUAUUGAGGCUAUUAAUUUUGACUUGCCUCAUGUUAUAGAACAUGCUGUGGCGUUUCCUGGUGUGAAACACAUUGGAGGGGAUAUGUUUGAAAGUGUUCCCAAAGGGGAUGCCAUUUUUAUGAAGUGGAUACUUCAUGAUUGGAGUGAUGAUCACUGCUUAAAGUUGUUGAAGAACUGCUACAAAGCUCUACCAGAGCAUGGGAAGGUGAUCGUUGUGGAGGGGGUUCUUCCAGAAAUACCGGAAAAGGGAUCUACUGUGAAAGCUAUCUGCCAAACAGAUUUGAUAAUGUCGACUCAAAGCCCUGGAGGAAAGGAGAGGACAAGGAAGGAGUUCCUGGACUUGGCAAUUGGAGCUGGAUUUGCUGGCAUCAGAUAUGAAUGCUAUGUCUCUUGUUAUUGGGUUAUGGAAAUCUUCAAGUAAACAACAUAUGGUUAAUUGUCAUGGUACUGUUUGCAAUUGUUUAUGAAACAACUUUGCAAAAGGGAAUAACUCUGUAAUGGUUCUGUUUUAUGCAAUUAGUGUUUGGAGUAUGAUCAACCAAAGUAACUUUAAUCAAUAAUGCAGAUGCUUCAGUUCGUGUUCA